Molecule: messenger RNA, 792 nt
Organism: Endocarpon pusillum Z07020
Lineage: Eukaryota; Fungi; Ascomycota; Eurotiomycetes; Verrucariales; Verrucariaceae
Exons: 7
Coding region: 1-792 (263 amino acids)
Biological process (GO): nucleosome assembly
Cellular component (GO): nucleosome
Molecular function (GO): DNA binding
Source: RefSeq, a predicted model, not a curated record
AUGCCUGCAAAGAAAGCUGCCGCUCCUGCGCCUAAAAAGGCUGCUGCCACCCCCGCUCAUGCCUCAUACAAAGAUAUGAUCAAGGAAGCGAUACUCAAUGUGAGUCAAUUCUCCUUGCGCCAAGGCGCUUCGAUUGGGCCACUCUUAAGGACGACUGCCCCCAUUACCAUCAACAUGCCAUCGUUCAAUGCGCUCAAAGACAGGACUGGCAGCAGCCGUCAAGCGAUCAAAAAAUAUGUCAAAGCCAACAACAAGGGCCUGACAACCGCGACUGAUGCCCAAUUCGAUGUCAUGUUCAACAAGGCUCUGAAGACCGGCGUUGAUAAGGGUGACUUCACCCAACCCAAAGGCCCGUCUGGACCCGUGAAGCUGGCGAAGAAGGAAGCCAAGCCGACUGCUGCCAAAGCAGCUGCCCCGAAGAAGGAACCAAAGGAAGCCAAGCCUAAGGCUGCUUCACCUACAGCCACCACCAAGAAGGCUGCACCAAAGAAGGCGGCCCCCAAGCCCGCCACCACGAAAAAGGCACCCGCUACCAAGAAGACCCCAGCUGCCAAACCAAAGGCUAAUACGGCCAAGCCAAGGGCGAAGAAGACUGCUAAGCAACCAACUACCGCACCUGCUGUUGUGGAUGUCCCAACAUCACUCACCAAGACCAAAUCGGGACGCGUCACCAAGACCAAACAGACCGCACCAACCGCGGCAAAGAAGGCCGCCGCAUCGAAGAAGACUCCCACAAAGAAAGCCACACCCAAGAAGUCGGCGACACCGAAGAAGACCGAGGCAGCUGCAUAG